UGCGCGGCCUGGAUUUCAGUACGACAAAUAAAUCGCCCAUAACUCACUCGUAACCCACUCGCUCCCAUCUACAUCUGAUACCAAAGAUGACAUCCCUCGUCUCCACAGAUAGUUCUGCACCUAGCCUGUCAUCGUUGGCCCCUGACAUCACUGACGUGCUCACUGGUGUUCGGUACAUCAUGGAAACAUCUGUUGCACAGGACGCCAAGCUUUUGGACAUCAUUUCCAUCCUGACCACUCAAGCCGCGCAAAUAAAGGAAAGAGAUCAAUCAAUCAUGAUCAUGCAGACGAAGCUGGACUCGCAGCAGGCCAUCAUAGAGGAAAUUCGCUCGGAACAGCGACGACGAACAUCAGCCGUCGCAUCUUUCCUGGAAAGCAACGCGCAACCUGCGCAAGAACCUUCAGUACUACUUUCCCCGCCUGUCGUCCGGGAAACACCAGAGCCUGUGACACCCGCUUCAAACCCAGAAAAGUUGCGAAGCGCUAUCGCAGUGCCAAAGCUACCUACCUUUCAGGCAACUCCUACACCCACAUUCGACACUUCAUCAGACACCAUCCUUGGCGCGCACGCCAACGUGAAGACUGCCACUGCUGGUGACCCAUGGAAGGCUCCCAAGCAUUACAUCAAAACACAACGGGGUGGCCAACUCCGGCGCCAGGGUGCUUUCUAUGGUACUCCAGACUGGAGCACUAUGACAGCAGUUUCUGGUGGUAUACCUGAUACUGGCGCACCUCCUCCCUCUCCUCCAGCGAGCCCUGUGAUCCAAGAGGAAGUCGUCCCUGCAGCGGGGAAUUCUCGCGCAGAUGUGCACGAAAGGGUGGAAGCUGCGCAGGAGGCAGACGCUGCUGCUGAAGCCAUGAAGGCUACAGCAAGCAAUGAUGGCGGGAGGACCUCCGACGCCUCUUCCCGUAUCUCCUGCAAGCGUUGCCGAGACCCUGGUGAACAAGAGGCACGCAAGACCUUCAAUCCUAUGGAUUUAUCUAGGAUGGUUCAUGCUGCACCCGAUUGGUCUUCUCCCUCCUUGUUCUCUUGUUCCACAGGACCUAGUCCUGCUCGGGGCGAUGACUCCAAUCCCGAUGGUCCCCCGAAGCGCAGACGUCUGUCUCAAGAUAUCGUUGGAUCUGACGCGGUUUCCGACACCAAACGCCCAACCCGCAAAAGUCCGCGCCGUGUGAUACCCAGUUGAUAUCCGAAUUUCAACUUACAUACCUCUUGUGUAUCGUGUACAUUAUUACCAUCUACCGAAGACCCAGGGAUGAGCGGUUUGGUUGUAUUUUUUGUUUGAAUACCACAUCGACAUUGGUGAACGCUUUCUAAAUGAUGCAG
Messenger RNA from Suillus clintonianus, 1327 nucleotides. RefSeq lists its product as uncharacterized. The transcript has 2 exons. The record is from RefSeq and is a predicted model, not a curated record. Bases 87 to 1187 code for a protein of 366 amino acids. Lineage: Eukaryota; Fungi; Basidiomycota; Agaricomycetes; Boletales; Suillaceae.